CUUCAGUUUCACUUCAUCACCAUCACUCUCAUCAUCACUUCUCUCUGCAAAAACAUGAGCUCCCAAAUCUACAGAUCUGCUUCCAAAGCAGCAAGGUCUCUUCUUUCUUCAGCUAAGAAUGCUCGUUUCUUCUCUGAAGGACGCACCAUUGGUGCUGCAGCAGCGGUUUCUGCUUCAGGAAAGAUUCCUCUGUAUGCAUCUAACUUUGUAAGAUCAUCAGGUUCUGGUGUUGCCUCAAAGAGUUGGAUCACUGGACUCUUAGCUCUUCCUGCUGCAGCCUACAUGAUUCAAGAUCAAGAGGUUCUUGCUGCUGAGAUGGAGCGAACCUUUAUCGCUAUCAAGCCUGAUGGAGUGCAAAGAGGACUGAUAUCAGAGAUCGUUUCUCGAUUUGAACGUAAGGGAUUCAAGCUUGUUGGUAUCAAAGUUAUUGUUCCUUCUAAAGAUUUCGCGCAAAAGCAUUACCAUGAUCUUAAGGAAAGACCUUUCUUCAAUGGCUUGUGUGACUUCCUUAGCUCUGGUCCUGUUAUUGCCAUGGUUUGGGAAGGAGAAGGAGUGAUCAGAUACGGACGUAAACUGAUUGGAGCCACCGACCCUCAGAAAUCUGAGCCUGGAACCAUCCGAGGAGAUCUUGCAGUCACUGUUGGCAGGAACAUUAUCCAUGGAAGUGAUGGACCAGAGACAGCAAAGGAUGAGAUCAAUUUGUGGUUUAAGCCUCAAGAACUUGUUUCUUACACCAACAACUCUGAGAAGUGGCUCUAUGGUGACAACUAAAUCCUCUCUCUCUCUGUCCCUCGUCUUUUCAAACAAAGAACAUUGUUUUUCUCUCUUUUCUUACCCAUACAAUAAAAACGAGACACAGUUGUAACGGAUACAAAACACUUUCCGGGUUUUGAUUUUCCCCGGUGAACUCAGUAAUCAGAGCAUAAGCAAAUAAGUAUGGGAUGAUUAGUUA
Messenger RNA from Capsella rubella, 952 nucleotides. Its product is annotated as nucleoside diphosphate kinase III, chloroplastic/mitochondrial. The coding region runs from base 55 to 771 and encodes 238 amino acids. The record is from RefSeq and is a predicted model, not a curated record. Lineage: Eukaryota; Viridiplantae; Streptophyta; Magnoliopsida; Brassicales; Brassicaceae. Gene Ontology annotation, molecular function: nucleoside diphosphate kinase activity. Gene Ontology annotation, biological process: CTP biosynthetic process; UTP biosynthetic process; GTP biosynthetic process. The transcript has 7 exons.